GGCGAGAAGCAGCUCAGUGGUGAGGUAGCGGUCGUGGUGUUCGGACAGUGUGGGGUUCCAUGCGCUGACAGCGACCAUGCUGCACUCGGCCGACACGCACAAAAACGGCUUCGUCCCCGGGGGAACCAAAGGGGACGCCGGGGCCGCGCACCCCAGCGAACUCCUACCCCUCAGCAAGGAGGACCCAGACGAUGGGGACGCUCACCAAAACGACGCUGGGGAGGUACGUGUCACUAUCCACGAGAACCCCCUUCAGGAGGCCGACGCCUGGAGCAACACGGGGACACAACAACAGCAGCAGGAAAGGCCGCAGCGAGCAGAGUCGGGGAAAUGCUCCAAAACGACAGUGCUGGAACGGUACCUGCUUGCUCUGGCCCUCCUGCUGGGGUUGGCCUGCUUGGCUCUUCUCCUCCUGCUCCUCCUGCGUCCUCCACCCUCAGAUACGUCAAGAAUAUGCUUAACGAAGGAAUGUGUUAAAACAGCUGCAUCCUUACUGGCGGCAAUGGAUCAGACUGCAGACCCGUGUAAUGACUUCUUCCAGUACGCCUGUGGCAUGUGGAACAAGAAGCACAUCAUCCCUGAAGACCGAGCCUCUAUCAACACCUUCGAGGUCAUGGCUGACCAGCUCCAGAAGAUCCUCAGAGGGUUGUUAGAGAUGCCGGUGAGUCCUGUGGAGGGUGACGCCACCAAGAAAGCCAAGCUCUUCUACUCUGCUUGCAUGAAUACCAGCCAGAUCGAGGCAACGGGAGACGGUCCCUUAUCUGAGGUUCUGGUCUCCCUGGGAGGCUGGCCGGUGACGACGCCGAACUGGACGGUGCCAAACUUCUCCGUGGAGACCCUGAUUGGGAGGCUUCGUGGAGAUCUCAACCAAGGCAUCCUAAUCGACCAGUGGGUGGGACCCGACGACAAGAAUUCCUCCGUCAACGUCAUACAGCUAGACCAGAUGGUACUGGGACUGUCCAGCCGAGACUACUUUCUGAGGACCAAUUCGUCGCGCCCCGCCCUCGACGCAUACCUCAAGUACGUUCUUCAGACUCCCAUCAUCGCGACGCUGCCGGAAGCAGACCGCCACGACACCGGAAGUACGUACGUCAAAUUGAGUUUGGCGCAGUUGCAAGAAGAAGUGCCGGAGUUCGCGUGGUCGGACUACCUGUCAGCCUUCCUGAAGGAGAAACUCACGCCGGAGGAGCCCAUUGUCGUGUACUCCAUGCCUUACCUCAAGUGUCUCGCUAAGAUCAUGGUUGAGACUGACAAAAGAGUGUUGUGGAACUACGUGUUGUGGCGGCUGAUUCUGGACAUGACUCCCCACCUGAGCCGGGCCUACCGCGCCAGCAGACACGAGUUUCAGAAGGUGCUUCUGGGCAUCCAGUCUGACAGGAACCGCUGGAAUCUCUGCAUCGACUGGACCAACAAGCGACUGGGUAUGGCUGUAGGGGCACUCUUCAUCAAAGAAAAUUUCAAUCCAGAAAGCAAGGAGACGGCGCUGGAGAUGAUCCACACCCUGAGGUCCGCCUUCUCCGACCUACUGGAGGAGAACGACUGGAUGGAUGACGAGACGAGAGCCGUAGCUCGCGAGAAGGCCAACGCUAUGAACGAAAAGAUAGGCUACCCGGAGAUGCUAACCAAGCCAGAUGAACUGGCCAAGGAAUACCAGAAUCUGACCAUCGUGGAGAACCAGCACUUACAGAAUGUCUUCAACUGGCUGAAGUACGACGCCAACAAGAACUUGGGUCGCCUGCGGGAGGAUGUCAACAAAGCCAAGUGGUCCACCGCACCGGCUGUUCUCAACGCUUUCUACAACCCUAACUUUAAUGAUAUAGUUUUCCCAGCGGGGAUCCUGCAGCCACUCUUCUACUCUCAGCACCUUCCCAAGUCCCUCAACUAUGGUGGCAUUGGUGUUGUUAUUGGACACGAGAUGACCCACGGCUUCGACGACAAGGGUCGACAGUUUGACAAGGAGGGUAACCUCAAACAGUGGUGGAACAACCGUACCAUUCAGGCUUUUAGAGAUCGCGCCCAGUGCAUCAUCGACCAGUAUGCGGGGUACAAGGUCGAGCAGGUCAACCAGUACAUCAAUGGUCGCAUGACCCAAGGGGAAAAUAUUGCUGACAAUGGUGGCAUAAAACAGGCGUACAGGGCGUACCGACAGUGGGUGAAGAGGAACGGAGAGGAAAAGUUGCUGCCGGGAAUGCAACUUAACCACGACCAACUCUUCUUCCUCAACUACGCUAGGAUCUGGUGCGGCACCAUGCGCCCAGAAGACGCUCUUUCCAAGAUCCGCUCCUCGGUGCACUCCCUAGGACCCAUCAGAGUCCUGGGCCCCCUCUCAAACUCCGAGGACUUCGCGAGGUCCUACAACUGCCCUGUUGGAAGUAGGAUGAACCCGAAGAAGAAGUGCUCAGUGUGGUGAAGUGUCGAUAUCCCGAGAAGCGAAGCUUCACAUUCGUACUCGUUUCGUUUUAUAUAUUUUUUUUUCGCUGAAGAAAUGCAAGUUGCCAUUUGGAUAUUGAUGGUGGGUACUCAUAUGGAGGUGUUGAAGUUGUUAGUGGGUGUUCACCGGAGGUGUUUAGGUUAGUGACAGGUGUUCCAGGUGAGAUGUAACGUUGUAUCUGGUGGCAUGUAUUCUCAUGGAGGUGUUGAGACUGACAGGUGUUCUUUCAGAGGUGUUAAAGAUGGUGGCGGCAGUUCGUGCGGAGGUGCUGAGACGGAAGUGGGUGUUGUUGCAGAGAUGUUAGUUAUUAGCGGACAGUAUUUCAGGGUUGCUGAAGUUGGUGUCGGUAGUUCACGCGUAUGUAUAAGUUGGAGGUGGGUGUUAGUGCAGAGAUAAUAAGGUUGGAGGUGGGAGAAAUGACAAUGGUGGCGAUGACAGGAUUUAUGACAAUAGUAGCAGUGGAGGUAUUUUGAAACAAGUGGGAUUUGUGAGCGGCUGUGCUGAAAGAAGUGACAUAGGUCGUACUGUUGGAAUUUGUGAUAGUGGUGGUGUUGGGAGAAAUUACAGAGGUAGUGGUAGGAUUAGCAAGAAUAAAAAAUAGAAAUAAAGGCACGAAAACCAUUUUAGGUCUAGGGAAGGGGUGAAAACAGAAAAUUAGUCAAGAAAAAAGAACAGGGAAGUUUUAGUUGAUAUAUAUAGAAGAAACUGAUGAUCGAGGGAAGUCAUAGUUAUAGAUAAAAGAAAAAAUUGGUUUUUCAAAUUGGACAGAUUUCAAAUUUCAUUAGAAGGCAAUAUUUGCAUGAUGUAUAAAAUACAUAUUUAUAUAUACAUAUAACGGGUGACUGGUGAUUUAGAAGUCAUCAGAGGCAGCACAGACAAGGCUGUUUUAUUAACAACAGGAGACGAAGGAUCUUAACGCAAAUAUUCAUACAAAAGUAAAAAAAAAUACAUCAUUUAUUAUCAUUUACUCAGCAUUUAGCACUCAAAUACUUGAAAAAGGCAAAUUUCAGGGGCUAGGUAUUAAACAAGUUAAACUAAGAGUACAGACACUAUCAUAAUGAAUACAGUAUGCUUCUAUUUAGCCUAAUAUGCUUAUGGACUCGAUCUCACAAUCGAAGUUUUCAUAUAAAAUCUACUUGGGAAUUAGUGCCAUAUAUAUAAAAAAAUCACGAAGAAUUUAAGAAACAGCCUAAACUGGAGCAUACUUUUGUACAUAUCUCAUGGAUACGCAAAGAAACAUUUUCUAUUUUUAUGUAGUUAUUUCUUCCGUAUAAAGUUAAGUGUGUUGACGUCUUGGUGUUAUAUAAAAAGCUGAGUUCCCCUUCAGGUUUAUUUCUCUCGUUGUGAGUUGGUUAUUGUGACUUAGUAGUAAAUAAGUGUUUGGCUCGGGCGGGCGGUUUUCAGCUUCACGUCAGGGCAGGAAUGAGGCUCGUCUUUUCAUCCUUGUAACCUUCUCACAAACCUAACGCACAAAAUCUAACAAAUCCUCAACAUUAAAAUGCUGAUUGGCUAAUUUAACAAAACCUUACCUAAAGCUUAUGUUAAUUAUCUGGUUAGAAUAUCAAGGGAUGUCACGGUGGGUAGGGAGCCCACAGCCUACCUCAUGACCGUUGACUUGUGGACUUCGCAAUUAGAUGACAAAGGAGAUCCUUGCCCCAUCCCCGCCCUCCCCCCCCCCUACAUUCAUAUUAUUUUCAUAGUCGACUAGGAUUUAGUUAAAUUGGAAAUGAAUAAUUUUAAUAUUAUUAAAAAUGUAUAAAACAUAUAUAUAAAUUUAUGUGGAAAACACAUAUCCUAUUUUGUGAUGUUAAACUCCAAUCUUUAAGAUGUUAAUACUGAGCUGGGGCCUGGAGCGCCCUUAGACUCACUCUCUACAAUCCUUUAUUAUAUUGUUCAAUUGUCUUAUUCAUAUACAUACGAAGCGCUACCUCUGCCUCAUCGUUCCUCAUUAACCCAGCACCCAAACUCAGUGUCAAAAUGGCGUACUGCCCAUAAUAGUGAAAAAAAAGACACGUUACAGAAGAAGCUUUUACAGGGAUACCAUUUUGCUGUGUAGAGCUUUAUCAAGUCAGGAAUAAAAUAAAACUCUGCACAGAACGUUUCAAAACGCUGUCCCAAUAGUAGCUUGCUUUGCAAUGCGCCUUUUCUUCACGUAACCUCUGCUUCACUAUCCAUCCCAAUCCCAGAAUUCAACCCUACCUCAUCAUUCCUCACACCCCCAGGACCUAGACCCAGUACAAGCCAAUGGCACAAAUAAACCCACAUGUACAGAAAUUAACGAUGAAUAGAACUACGAUAUGCUUAAUUAUUAUUACCACUACUAAUCAAAAUAAUAAAUGACCCAGAGGUUUAGAGCUUGAUCGCCUGGUGCCAGGUGGGGCAGGUGAAGGAGUCGUACUAAAGGAAGACGAGAACAAGCUGAGAGACAAAUUAUUUUUUCCUAUUUUUGUGAUUCCUCAUCCCAUAUUUCCUUUAAAAACUCAUCUGUUCCGCUCCUCUCUUCUAUCAAUUGUGUAGAGUUUUAUUUCUCCCUCGUUAUUCCCACGUCAUUAUUACAAUCAAAACUAAGUCUAAACAUCCUCAGAACACUGCCCAGGUCCUCGUUAUCCUAUGUCAAGGUCCGUCAGCACUGGAGGUGAUCAGUGAAAAGUGUCCGAAAUAUCACAAGUUAUUGAGUUCUGCACUACAUUGUCAAGAAAGCUGUGUUACUCCAGCUCUUUGCGUUACCAGCUAGUAUUGUUUCCUUACGCCAGCUACCAAACACGAUGUCAUAAAUUUUAUUCACGUUUGUACCUUUACAUUAACACUGCAGGAAAUGAUCAAGAAACACAUUCUCUGAUGUGUGCCUUAGUUCUUUCCUCGUAAUUAAGUGACAAGUGCAACGCCAAUCUUCUGCUUAAUAACCUUUAUAUAGCCACAAUUUCUGGGACGCUAUUAUGUAAAUGACUUGACCCUCCAGCCUUGACUUGCUACUGGGGCGACUUGGCUUUCUCGAUGCUAGCUUGGACCCACUCGGCCUAGCUUGGCUCAACUGAGCCUAGCUCGACUCUUGUGUAUCUCGUUUAGCUCUCCGUGGCUUGGCUUGGUUAUAACAUCGGUAUGACUGUCAUUGGAUAAUUGAUUUUAACGAGGCACAAUUUACUUUAUAGAUUUUAAAAAUCGGGUAAUAGGCACACAUGCCAAAGAUUUCCACUGUUACUAGAGCAAGCAUGUAUUAAGGAAGAGCUUCACUCAGAGCGAAAAUUUGUCUUAACGCUUGCUCUGUUCUGAUUGCCUUAUUCUAUUCGACACUGCUUUCCACCCACCGGCACUGUGUUUUUCAACUACAGGUUACCAUACAUCCACUCCCAAAUUUAGAGAGGCGGUUUAUAGUACUCUAUUAAUAUAGCAAUUAAGCUUUAAGCAACAAGGCUGUCAAGUGUAAACAGUUCGAAUUUCUGUCUUGGUCAAGCGUCUAAUACGAGUCUCUAUAAUGAUACAUUGAAAAAAUAUCGGGAUAUACAAGUGUUACAUUAGCCUACUGGGUCUGAAUUUUUUUUCUGCACUAGCUUAUGUCUCCUGGAUCUGGCUUGACAUUGCUUAUUUUAUUUUCCUCUCCCCUCCCUCAACAUACCUCACCUGCUGUCAUCAUCUCGACUUUUUCCUCAAUAAGCAUUCUCGCGUGCGUAUUAACCAACAAUUUGUAUCAUAAAUUCCCUUUAGACAGUUGCUGUUAUGAUGUUCGCUCCUCUUACAUAUCCUUCGGUUAAUUGGACCAUUAUACAUAAUGAAUAUGUCUUAAGAUGAUGUAUAUAUGCACGUAUAUAUAAAUGCCUGCAUACUUACAUUAAUAUUCUCAUCGGGUAAUUCACCUUCUGGUCUUGGGCUCUCUGAUUGGUUGGAAUCAGUGCCGAGCUCUCCUGACGUCGUGGACAGAUUUAAUGACGUCAUUGAUCAGCUGAUGAGCUAUCCGCCAUCCUAAUCAAAAAAAAAAAAAAGAAAAAACACUGAAUUAUCAAGUAGUCAUUCCAUAUCAUGUUUGUUUAGUUUGUUUCUUGUUUACAACAAUCCACUAGUUGACUGGUUCUGUUGUAAACAGGCUGUUAGCAUCUAGUUAUAUGUGACGUCAUAAAGAGAGAUAUUUUCAUUUUAUACUGAUUUGUAACGUGAAAAAUAUAACAAUAAAGAUUUUUAUUGCACAAAUUAUUGCUUUGUAUAUAUCUGAUGCAAUUAUCAUCGCCAUUUUAGGAUAUUUACAAAAUUAAACGUCAGAAUAAUA
Cherax quadricarinatus is the source of this 6689-nucleotide messenger RNA. Lineage: Eukaryota; Metazoa; Arthropoda; Malacostraca; Decapoda; Parastacidae. The record is from RefSeq and is a predicted model, not a curated record.